AUGGUGCGUCCUUUGCUGAUGGGCUGUGCAGAAGUAACAGAAGCUAGCGCAGAGGGAAGCCAUUCUAAGCUAUCUUAUCAUAAGGUUGCAGCUUCGCGUGAUGAGAUAGAUGCUGAAGAUGAUAACAAACCGCCGGUUGAGGAAAAAGUGGAGGGGGACAUCACUAAACUUACAGGAAGGAAGAGGAAAUUGUUUGAGUUAAGGCCUACGAUGAAUAAGGCGAGGAAGGCUAAUCAAACUGCAAUGGCCCACCCAGACUGCAGGAACGCUUCGAAUCCAUACCAUGGAUGCAGUGCAUAUUGCUUCAGAAUCAUCACUGAGGCCAAAGCUCGUGAUAGGAGAGAUUCGGAAGUAUCAGAAGCUAGUGCAGAGAGCAGCCAUUCUAAGCUACCUUAUCAUGAGGUUGGAGCUUCGCGUGAUGAGAUAGAUGAUGCUGAAGAGCCUGCUGACGAUGAUAACAAACCGCCGGUGCAGGAAAAUGUGGAGGGGCACAUCACUAAACUUACAGGAAGGAAGAAGAAAUUGUUUGAGUUAAGGCCUAAGAUGAAUGAGGCAAGGAAGGCUAAUCAAACUACAAUGGCGGCUGAAAAUAAAAAGUUGGAAGCUCCAACUGAGUUGAGGGGUAUCUCUAAGCAAAAGUGGCUAGACGAUAGGAAGAAAAAUAUUGGGAAACUUCUUGAUGCUAGUGGUCUUGAUGUGUCAAAGGCAUAUACACUAGAUACACAGGAGAUGGCCGCGACUAAAUAUAUGAAUGGGAAAAGGAUCCUGCUCCUUACGGUUGGGUUGGUACGUAUUCAAUUUGCUGAUGAACCUGUCUUCAACCAGAAGAUUCCUUAUUGCAUUCAAGAAGCGCACGAAGAAUAUAGAUAUUGACUUAGACGAAUAUAACAAAAUGAAAGAAGCUGAUCCCAAGUCUUCAAUAUGGCAAGGUAAAUCAAGGAUACUUUUUCCCCGCCGCUGGUUAUAUGC
This is a messenger RNA of Syzygium oleosum, 969 nucleotides long. RefSeq lists its product as uncharacterized. Gene Ontology annotation, cellular component: post-mRNA release spliceosomal complex; catalytic step 2 spliceosome; Prp19 complex. The record is from RefSeq and is a predicted model, not a curated record. Lineage: Eukaryota; Viridiplantae; Streptophyta; Magnoliopsida; Myrtales; Myrtaceae. The coding region runs from base 1 to 873 and encodes 290 amino acids. The transcript has 6 exons.